CCCAUAACGAAGAGAACAUUACUUUCCUCGGCCAUUAUGGCUGGAAGAAGAAGAAAAAAGAUGAAGUUGCGACACAACAGACAAGUUUCAAAAAGACAGAGAGGUGCGCAACUCCCAACGGAACUUUUGGAAGUUAUUUUUUCUAAGUUAAGCUCGAGGGACAAUAUUCGUGCUUCUGCUGUUUGUAAAGAAUGGCUAGCUAUUGCUGUUUCUGUCAGAAUAGCCAAUAAGCCUCCGUGGCUUAUGUUCUUCCCAAAAUACGGACACUUGUACGAGUUCUAUGACCCUUCUAGGCGCAAAACAUAUUGGCUUGCGUUGCCAGAGCUAUAUGGUUGUAGGAUUUGCUGUUCCAAGGAUGGUUGGUUGCUGCUAUACAAACCUAGAACGCACUCUAUAUUUUUCUGUUGCCCUUACACACGGAAAUAUAUCAAUUUGCCUAACCUACAAUUAAUGAACGAGAUACUUACUUUCUCUGCUGCUCCAACAUCUCCUAGCUGUAUCCUUUUCACAGUUAAGCAUGUCAGCCCCACUGUUGUCACGGUUAGCACGUGUCGUCCCGGGAAAACUCAAUGGACCACUGUGAACUACCAAAACAGUGUACCAUUUGUUAGCAGCAUUUCGAAUAAGCUAGUUUACUGCCAGGGUCUUUUCUACUGUUUGAGUCUCACUGACUGGCUUGGGGUUUAUGACCCUAAAAAAAGCACUUGGGCCGUUGAUUCUGUGCCACCUCCAGAGAAUUUCAUUGUCGAGGAUUGGUGGGAAGGCAAAUUUGUGGCAGAGCAUAAUGGAGAUAUAUUUGUCAUAUACACUUGCACUGCAAUAAACCCUGUGAUUUAUAAGCUGGACCAGAAAAAUAAAGUAUGGGUUGAGAUGCAAACUUUGGGACGCAUGGCACUAUUUGCUAACUUUUUAUCUUCCCAUGCUAGGACAGAUCUUCUUGGAACAAUGACAAACAGUGUCUACUUUUCAAAGGUUCGAUUUUAUGGAAAACGGUGUGUUUCAUAUUCACUCACCAAUGAGAGGUACUAUCCACGGAAGCAACGUUAUGAUUGGGGGGAACAAGAUACUUUUGAGAGUGUUUGGAUUGAACCACCUGAAGACCUCUCAACAUUUCUUUAAUGGUAGCAGUUAUAGUAUUCAAAGUAAGUUCACUUCUUUGCUAUUUAAAAUUUGACCAUGUCUUAAUAUCAUUUAUUUUCAUUUUAUUCCAUAACGUAGUUACUAUGAAGACUAUAGCUAGACUUUGAAAUAUUAAUGUAAUACUACAUGAUUGUGACAUUAGAGAAUUACUCCAUAUUUUCUUCACUAAAA
Messenger RNA from Salvia hispanica, 1311 nucleotides. Its product is annotated as F-box/kelch-repeat protein At1g57790-like. Gene Ontology annotation, molecular function: protein binding. NCBI's taxonomy places the organism in Eukaryota, Viridiplantae, Streptophyta, Magnoliopsida, Lamiales, Lamiaceae. The record is from RefSeq and is a predicted model, not a curated record.